Paramisgurnus dabryanus is the source of this 1152-nucleotide messenger RNA. It is a transcript of the gene bhlha15, whose product is annotated as basic helix-loop-helix family, member a15. Gene Ontology annotation, molecular function: E-box binding; protein dimerization activity; DNA-binding transcription factor activity, RNA polymerase II-specific. Gene Ontology annotation, biological process: sensory organ development; positive regulation of transcription by RNA polymerase II; axon development. The record is from RefSeq and is a predicted model, not a curated record. Lineage: Eukaryota; Metazoa; Chordata; Actinopteri; Cypriniformes; Cobitidae. Gene Ontology annotation, cellular component: nucleus.
GAAAAAGCGCUACGUGGACACGGAGCAGCAACAGGUAGCGCGCAUGUGACCGUUAUCAGGUCAUUGUGACUGCGCCUGUCAGGACGACAACAGCGCUCAUCGCAACUCUUAUCGUGUUUAAUACGCAUCAUCUUAGUUUGGUGCACAUUUAUUUUGAGGGCCUACACCGGGGUGUGGGUGAGUCCAGCAUGAAGUCCAAAGGAAAGGGGUCAAAACGGAGCAGUCAGUCUUGGGCAGAGCAGGACGACCCAGACUUUACGCUGAACUCUGAGCCAGGUUCCAGCGAGCAGGAGGGUUCAGAGGCGUCCAUGAGGCUCGACAGGACAUGGAGAAAGGUUCACGGCGGCACACGAGCCGGCGCGCGCCGCAGGCGACACAACGGAAGUGCCAAAGAACGCAAUGUGCGCAGGCUGGAAAGCAAUGAGAGGGAAAGGCAGAGGAUGCACAACCUCAACAACGCCUUUCAGGCCCUAAGGGAAAGCAUCCCUCAUGUCAAAACAGACAAGAAACUGUCUAAAAUCGAGACACUGACGCUGGCCAAGAAUUACAUCAAGUCAUUAACCACUAUCAUUUUGGGGAUGUCUAACGCCUGCCUGCCUCGCUCCGAGAAGCAGGCGGAGAGUAACGCCACUCGGCUUCUGCAGUGCUACCAGCAGCAUCUAGAAGAGGAGGGAGAUGAAGAUCUGUCCAGCUUCCUGAGCCAAAUUCACACCUUUAGCCAAGGCAGCUGACACACACUGCUAUUAAACAGACUUAUUAAUACUGUGAGUGCUGAAUGAGAGGACAUUACAGUGUCAAAAUUUACUGUAUGUCUUAAAACUAAAGGAAAGGUUGUCACUGGGCUUACAUGCUAUAUACUAUAUCUAGUCCACGAACAUGUGCAUUUACAUGCACACAAAUGGCUAUAGAAUGUGGUUUAUGUGGAAAACAAUCUGUGAAUGUUUUUGCCAUCCUUAUAUACAAAUAUUCAGCCAGUAACCUGCGAAUAUGGGUCUUGUGGGUCCAUAAAAGGGUACGUUUAUUUUAAAUGAAAAAGUGCACAUUGUGGAGCACGUUUCAUAUUUAUUGCGGACACAAACCAUGCACAGUAAUGACACUGAAAGUUGUAGCGCACUCAAAGAAUCACUUCACUGUUGUUUUCUUGUUGUGGCA